GACUAAGCUAUAUAUUUAUAAGGUGCACUGACACCCACAAUACCCCAUCGGCGCCACACGGAUGUCAGAAGAAUACAAGUCGACCUGUUUUUCUGUCCUCGGCCGUUGUUUGGAGAACAUAGAAAACGCCGGCGUUUUCCCUCCGUCCACUUGCGCGCAUUACUUCCACUCGCCAUUCCACCACCCCGACAAUACCUUGCGCUGAACAAGGCUCUUCUUUUGGAUAUACCACUAUUCGCAGAGAAUUCCCGUCUACCGCUUCCUACCCGCUCACUCGAAAGCCUUCCUCGAAAUAAUCGCAACAUACCAUCAACAUGGAGAUCAAGAUUUUCGACCACCUCAAAGACUACACAAUCAAGGAUUACUAUCCUAUAUUUAUAAUUGUGACCGGAUACAUGCUCUUCCGUCCCUACCUCAUGAAAAUCGGCGCCGAGCUACAGAAGCGCGAGCACCGGAAAGCCGGCGCUGAGACUCGAGAGGCGGCAGUCAAGAAAGCACUCAGCCUGGAAGAUGUCGACGAGCAGUUCGAGGAGGAGACUGUCAAGAACGUCUGGGGCCGCAAUGCCCGCAAGCGCCAGAAGAACGUCAUGAAGCAGAUUGAGAAGCGGUACGAACGGCAAGCCGAGAUUGAGGCCAACUACGAGAGCGACGAAGAAAUCGCCGAGUUUUUGGCUGAAUAGACGCCAGUUUCUCCUCUCUUCUGGCUCUUGUUUUCUUUCUUCUCAUCCUUAUCAGUUUUUGGAUUCCUUUCUCGGUCUUUAUCCACCGACCGAGAUAUUUCUGGGCGGGUGGCAACAACAUUAAUCGCAAGCGCAAACACAAUAGAACUCGGUGGAAGUUGUUACCCUCCAGCUAUCAUAGAGCAUAUGUCACGAAUAAUAAUGAAGAAGGGCGUUCGACUAGAAAAUGGAAAUUAAUGCUCUGAUUUUGUUUCAGAGUGAUGUUUUAUUUGCCGGUUAUAGAGAUGUUCGAUUCGGUUGCUUGCAAGGUGUUUUCUUGUGGCGUACGUGUAUAUAUCAUAAACAUUUAAUUUGGACCU
Myxozyma melibiosi is the source of this 1039-nucleotide messenger RNA. RefSeq names its product protein trafficking Pga2. Gene Ontology annotation, biological process: protein transport. NCBI's taxonomy places the organism in Eukaryota, Fungi, Ascomycota, Lipomycetes, Lipomycetales, Lipomycetaceae. The record is from RefSeq and is a predicted model, not a curated record. Bases 315 to 680 code for a protein of 121 amino acids. The transcript has a single exon.